AUGAAUUCGAACUUACUCACUGUUUUAUUUAUAGUUUCAACUUUUUGUUCAAACUUUUACAAUGCGGAAAAUGAUUUUUCGGAUUGUGCUAAUCUGAGUGCUGAGCAAUUGAAAACUGCUUUCAAGAAUAUGAAAACAUUAGUUGGAGGACUGGAAAUUUCAUUUACAAGUUAUAAAAGUCUCAAAUUUCUAGCUGAAUUGCAGAGAAUCGAAUCUAAGGCCAAAACUUUGUUAAACUACAAAAAAAUCAGCAAUGUUUACAUGGAAGGAAACAUUUGUAACGCAGGAAAUCUGGCCAAAAAAUCUUGUAUCGUUCCAAAAGUUGGCUGUGAGAAUCUUGUGGGAGAUUUGAAAAUCGGGCCGAAAUUCGGUUUUAAAAAAGUGACAUCCUUGAAGUUUUUAUAUGGAAGUCUAAUUGUCAAAAAUUCAAGUUUAACGGAUUUCAAGAUUUUUGAAAAUUUAUUGGAAAUUGUUCAAUUGAACUCAACAAAACUGGCGAUAGAUGUUCAAGGAAACUCAAACCCUCCAUGCAAAUUCAAUGAAACUUUUUUGAGCAAUAAUACAGCUUCGAAAUUCCCAAAAAAUUGUUCAACAGUUUGUGGAAUAUUAUUGAUAAAUGGGACAACUGAUCUGAGCGCUGAACAAUUAACCGAAUUAUUCAAAAAUAUGAGAAUUCUGGUUGGCGGAUUGCACAUAAGGAACGCUACAUUCAAAAACCUGAGAUUUUUAUCAGACCACACUCGCUAUCCAAUGUAUGAUGCACAGUUGGAAAUCACAUAUAAUUCAGAAUUGAGAGAAUUGGGAUUAUUAAAUCUGACAACAAUUAAGAGUAGCGUUGUCGUUAUUUAUCGUAACGAAAAGCUGAAAAAAUUGAAUUUGCCGAAAUUAGAGACGGCAAAAUUUUUGGAAAACCGCACCAUUCAAUUACAAAUGGCUUCUGCCAAAUUCCCCGAAUUUUGCAUUAAAACUCAAGAAUUGGAUGCUUUCACCAGAAAGAGAAACAAAUGUGACCUGAUCAUAAAUUCUAACAUUUGCAUCCCAAAAAACGCACCAAAAGUUUGUACAGUACCUACAGUAGGAUGUGAGCGACUCAUUGGAGACUUGAACAUCACAAAAGGAUUUGAUGUUCGAAAAGUGGAAUCCUUGAAACGUUUGUAUGGGACUCUAAACAUAACAAACACCGAUUUUAACGAUUUUCGAUUUUUGGGAAACUUAACCCAUAUUCUAUGUUUGCUUCAUAAACCGGCUUUGUUCGUCGUGGGAAACAAAAAUUUGACGAAUAUGGAGUUCCCAAAUUUGAGGAAGAGAUCGAGUCCCCUUCAACAUCAAGCCAAGUUGAAUCCCCUUCAACACCAACAAAAAACCAAACUUGCUAUAUUUUUGGAGUAA
Molecule: messenger RNA, 1389 nt
Organism: Caenorhabditis briggsae
Lineage: Eukaryota; Metazoa; Nematoda; Chromadorea; Rhabditida; Rhabditidae
Exons: 8
Coding region: 1-1389 (462 amino acids)
Source: RefSeq, a predicted model, not a curated record